AUGGAAUCCACUAACAAAGUCACGAACGGCGAGAACAACGCGCCCCGCUCGGAUUCUGCAACAGCCGCAAUAGACCACAGAGAAGAAGACCCCAUCCCCCUGGAGAACGAGACAAAAAUCGAAUCAACCGAAUCUGCUGCUUACGAUGCCCUAGGGUACAGCUAUCCAAUCUGGCGAAAAUGGCAGAUCCUCUAUAUAUCAAUUAAUCUAAACGUAAGUCUCUACGCUAACGGUGUCUCAGCCAUCGCGAAAGAGCACAAUAUUAACGAGUAA
This is a messenger RNA of Penicillium soppii, 273 nucleotides long. RefSeq lists its product as uncharacterized. The record is from RefSeq and is a predicted model, not a curated record. Lineage: Eukaryota; Fungi; Ascomycota; Eurotiomycetes; Eurotiales; Aspergillaceae. The transcript has 2 exons. Bases 1 to 273 code for a protein of 90 amino acids.